Molecule: messenger RNA, 3619 nt
Organism: Zootoca vivipara (common lizard)
Lineage: Eukaryota; Metazoa; Chordata; Lepidosauria; Squamata; Lacertidae
Gene: PUDP
Product: pseudouridine 5'-phosphatase
Molecular function (GO): phosphatase activity
Source: RefSeq, a predicted model, not a curated record
CCCUUUGCCUCCCUCCGCGAGCCUGGCGCUCCCUUUACCGCUGUCUCUCUGCUGUUGGCGGGGGUCGCUGUUGCAGCGCUAUGGCUUCGCCCGCUCGCCCUGUUCCGACGUCGCCUCAGCCCGUCACUCACCUCAUCUUUGACAUGGACGGUCUCCUCCUGGAUACAGAACGCCUUUAUACUAUUGUGUUCCAAGAAAUCUGCAACCGCUUUGGAAAAACCUAUACCUGGGAUGUAAAAUCCUUAGCAAUGGGUAAAAAGACACUGGAGGGAUUAACGAUCAUACGAGAUGCCCUGGACCUUCCGAUAACCAUAGAAGAACUACUGCAUGAAAGUACAACAAAGCAAGAAAAAGUCUUCCCCACAGCUGCGUUGAUGCCAGGUGUUGAAAAACUAAUCCGCCAUCUACAUCAACACAACAUACCCAUAGCUGUUGCCACCAGCUCAUCUCAGGUGACAUUUGAAAUGAAAACAAGUCGACACAAAGACUUCUUUAAUUUAUUUCAUCAUAUUGUGUUGGGAGAUGACCCUGAAGUGAAGGCUGGCAAGCCACAGCCUGAUGUGUUUUUAGUCUGUGCAAAGAGAUUUAACCCUCCUCCGCCUCCAGAAAAGUGUCUUGUAUUUGAAGAUGCCCCCAAUGGAGUCAAGGCAUCACUGGCAGCGGGAAUGCAAGUGGUAAUGAUUCCAGAUGAAAACCUGAACAAAGAUCUUACGAAGGAAGCAACUCUAGUACUCAAGUCAAUGGCUGAUUUCAAACCAGAAUUGUUUGGUUUACCACCAUUUGAUUGAAAAUAGUUUAAUUUUUAAAACAUUUUAAUUUAGCUAUAUUGAUUUCAGGGGGGGAGGCUUUUUAGACUAUUGUAAUCAUAUGUCCCACUUUUAUUAUUAGACUUUGCUGAAAAUCUCAUUCAUUUAAAUAGCACAAAUGGAAAGAUUGUACACCAGACACCUUGCCCUUGAAACUUAUAGCCACUUAGAUGGGAACUCAAAAGGCCCAUCCAGUACUAAACACAGGAGGUAGAUUUUCAUAGGGAUUGCAGCAUAUCAGCUGUGAUCGCAAAGAAAUGUAUCCCACCCAGACAGCAAUUAGACUUAGGCACAAAGCUCUCAUUGGUGCCAGUCAUUGGGAUCAUGGCUGCAGAGGAAAGGGUUGAAAAUCCUCAUAUCAUAGAGUUAGGGAUUGGCUGAGCAACUACCUGUAACUAUUUCCAUUCUGUUUAGGUCUCAUUGGCACUCAAUCAUUGGUCUAGCCCAUCUGUUCAGACUCAUUCUGUCCCAUUGUACACAUUUUGCCUGCCCUUUUUACAUUAAGUGCACAUUUUUCAGUGCUCUUCAUGUGUAAAAUAUGCAGUUGGUACACAUCUUUUACAUAAAUUAUGUACUUUUGUGCACAUAAAAUGCAUUGCAAAAUCUGGAGAAGUGCAUAAUCUGACCGGGCGUUCCAAUCCACCCGCAAGUUCAGGUGUUUCAGGUUGGGUUGGACCAUUCCAAAAAAACAAAACAAGAAACCAAAUCAAUUACUCCCUCAUCCCUAAAAGCAGUAUAAGGAAAAACAGUAUAUGCAGUUUCCUUUAGUGUGUCUAAAUGGGUCUUGAAUUAUGUCUUUUUUUUUCUGCCUUGCUUGAAAUUCCGCAUUUCUAUAAUGUUCUGGCUUCAUCUUGUACUAUAUCAUGUACUAUAAGCCCAUGAUACAAAAUCUGUUGCAAAAUUCUUACUUGCCUGGAUCAAAGCCAGACAAACAGGUUGUAAGACUGCAGGCAGGACUCUGCUAAUUUGAACGUUUCUUUCCAAGUAAUUGUUUUAGUUGUGUGAUUAUAAUUCCUUUAUACAGUUGCUACCAGCCCAACAGAAUAUUUCUCUUGUCGCUGUCUUUGCUUGCACAGACUGGUCAUGUUCCUUUGCUGUUCUGUUUUUAUUUUCAUUGUGCUUUUUCCUUUCCCAAUGGUAGAGAAAACAUCUCUUGCUAGCUUCAGGAUCCCUCUGCUAAGUGCCAAAACAGUUCUACCUCUCCUCCUCCCUGUUUAUCUUGAUUGAGUUAACCUUGUCUGGUGACUUCUUGAUUGCAUCAUUUGUUCAGAUUUAGUUUUCUGGGUAAUGUUUUCAUUGUUGCCUUUUCUGAUGCUUUGAUCGGAACAGCACCAUCCUCGCAUGUCUUGAGAUGGCAUCUGCAAUGUUGUCCAUGGGAAACAGAAUUGUAUGUACCUAGCACUGACCCAUAUUCAAAUUCUUUAUCAGGAAAAAGUAAAUUAUUGGGUUUAAAUAAAUUCUGCUAAUAAAAAUGUUUGCAUUUCUUCUUCUUCACUGUAAUUCCAUUUCUGCUAUACGUUUGUUUUCCCACCUACAUGAUUAUAGGCUACUUGGCCAGUACUAUUUGGAGAGAGUCUUUAAAGACUCCCUCAAGGCAAAACUUUUUAAAAAAGUAGUUUAAACACCGACAACUGGGAAACACUGGCCUGCGGGCGCUCCAAUUGGAGAACAGCCUUUACCAAAGGUGCCGUGGGCUUUGAAGAAGCACAAACUCAGGAUGAAAGGGAGAAACAUCCUAAGAGGAAGGCACGCUUGGCAAACCAUCACUGUGAUCAACUCCCACCUGGAAACCUAUGUCCCCACUGUGGAAGGGCGUGUGGAUCCAGAAUUGGCCUCCACAGUCUCCUAUGGACUGUCAAAACCAUGUUCAUGGAAGGCAAUCUUACUCGGCUACAAGUGAUUGCCAAAGAAGAAGACUACAGUGGUACCUCGGGUUACAGACGCUUCAGAUUACAGACGCUUCAAGUUACAGACUCCACUAACCCAGAAAUAGUACCUUGGGUUAAGAACUUUACCUCAGGAUGAGAACAGAAAUUGCACGGCGGCAGCGGAAGGCCCCAUUAGCUAAAGUGGUACCUCAGGUUAAGAACAGUUUCAGGUUAAGAACAGACCUCCGGAAUGAAUUAAGUUCUUAACCUGAUGUACCACUGGAUUUGGAAUGGUGCACCCAAUGCCACUGUGAGUCCACAGUGUAUAACUCAGGUGUUAUCCAUUACACCAGUGGUUGCCAAACCUUUUAAGUGGUCUUACUAGUUUUUCUGUCCGUCUGCUAGAUGCUGUAUGAUUUAACACUAUUUUUAACACCCAAGCUAUGGACCACUUGAAUGAAGCUCCUGCAUUAGGCUCUUCAUAGCUAUAGUUCAGGAGAAGAUAUCUUCAGUGCUGUUUUUAUAGAAAAAGAGGUGCCAGAACUCACCAUGAACACCUCCCUUGUUCUCUUAUAAUAGCAAUGGCACCCAUCUGAGAGAUGCUAGAACUGAGUUCUUGUGAGUUCCAUCUGUGGAAAAAAGCCCUGGGUAUCUUCAUGUUGGAAUGUUUUGUACUGCUUGAUGCUUAAUGGACAUCAGUCCCUCAGUUUUUCAGAAAUUCUUGAAUUCAAAUUUUCUUUUGGGCCCAUUAACCAUGCAUUACCUAGGAUAAUUUGGCUUUAAUGGAGCUAUUUAUAUCACACCUUUAUGUAGCUAGCUAUAUAGCUCAAAUAGCUUUACACAGCCUUCUGCAUCUUAAUUCCUCCAAGUCUGGUAAUGGAAUUAUUUGCAAUGUGUGUAUCCAUACAUUUUUCUACUAAGGAGGGUCCUUUCAUUUUAUUUUAU